AUGUCUUGGUUCAGUGGCUCCGAUCCAGUUGCAGAACUAGAUGCUAAAAUAGAAGAGGCCAGCUCUGAAACCAUCCCCAAUGGGGAAAUGGACAUCGCUGUGGGAUUAGAAAUCACCGAUAUAAUCCGAAGCAAGAAGGUGCCACCUAAGAAUGCCAUGAGAUCGUUGAAGAAACGACUCACCAAAGUUCAUCAGAAUCCAAACUUGUUGCUUUCCACUUUGAAGGUUAUCGAUCUUUGUGUGAAGAAUUGUGGCGCCCACUUCUUGUCUGAGAUUAACCAGAAGGAGUUCGUGGACUACUUGGUCGACUAUAUCUUCAAGGUUCACUACGAUGUUAAGGACUAUAAGGUGUACUCUUCAGAAGCCAAGUAUAAGAUUGGUACUAGUAUCUUGAAGUACAUCAAGGAAUGGAACUUGUGUCUCAAAGACUCCACCAACACUCGUUACUUGGAUAGAGUGUACGAGCUGUUGAUGCUGCAGGGUUAUGACUUUCCUGAGGUGGACAGCCUGCUUUUACAAUCGGCAUCGACCUUUGCUGAUUCUAGGGCUCCACCUGACUGGAUCGACGGCAACGAGUGUAUGAUUUGUUACAAUCCAUUCAGUGUAAUGACGAGGAAACAUCACUGCAGAGCGUGUGGUGGAGUAUUCUGUCAAGCUCAUUCAAGCAACAGCAUUCCGCUUCCGGCAUUAGGAAUCUUGCAACCUGUCAGAGUCUGUGACGACUGUUACCAGAUCCACAAGUCUAAGACUGCUGGUGUGACAAAGAAGACCACCAGCAGACAACCAAAUGCUUCAGCCCCAGCACAGUCCAAUGCUCCACAAGAGUCCGAAGAAGAUGAGCAACUCAGAAAGGCCAUUGAAUUGAGUUUGCAGGAGUCUCAGGGUCCAGCAGCUACCAAUUACGCUCCUCCACCAACAGCCCCACCUCCAGCGGCAGCUGAACCUAUGCCAGAAACACCUCAGGUGGAUGAUGAAGAUAUGGACGAAGACAUGAAGGCAGCAAUUCAGGCAUCCUUGCAAGAAUACAAACAAGAACAAAGUUUACGACAGCCAGCAGCUCCAGCCCAGCAAGAUUAUCCACAGUAUCCACCACAACAAUCUGCACCAGAACCACAGCUGGAGUUCUAUCAGAGCUCCCUACCUUUUGAUCUUGAUGCAUAUUCUCAGCCUUCUCAGCCCCAGCCUCAGGCACCAGGUCCUUCCAACCCAAGCUUUUACGCACAGACUCCUCAGCAUACGUCAGGCCCUGCUGCUGGACAACAACCUGUUCAACCACAAGAAACUUCCCAGGGCCGCCUCUCGCCUCAGAAGACAAAGGCUGAAGAUUUGACCGAGGAAGAGGAAGAGCUGAUUAACCUCUACUUGCAAUUGAUUAAUGGCCUUAAGACGGAUAGAUCGAAACAGGCUAACGUGUUGUACGACCAAAAUCUUAGUGAGUUACAUGCGAAGGUCAUUCGUUUGAAGCCAAAGUUGAACCGUUCGCUCCGUACAUCAAUUGAGAAGUACGAUCAGUUCUUAGAGAUGAACAACAAGCUUAGCACGAUCACACGUCUUUACGAUCAAUUCUUGGAGGCAAAGCUCAACCAAGCCUACAACAGACAUUCGUUAUCAUCGCCACAAUAUGGACAGGCACAGAUGUACGGCUUACCUCCUCAAGGAACUGGAGCUUCUGGUUAUCCUCAAUAUGGAGCCCAACAGCCACCUCAAAAUACUUCAAAGCCUUUACCACAACAACCAACAGCUCCUUCCGUGCAAGAUGAACAACAACAUACUGGAACUUACCCAGUGAAAAGACAAGGAACAGGCUACCCUCAACAAGCCCGGCCUUACUCUUCUACCGCCCCAUAUCCGUUUGACCCCAAUAACAUCCAAAGUAACCCUUCGCAACAAAGUGAAAUGUCGCAAGGGUCCUCGACAGCUGUCUCAUACAACCCUUCGUUCCCAUCUUAUCCAUCCCAACCUGAUUUCGAUGACGAUGGGCCUUCCGAACCAGCUGAAACUAACGGAACUACGAGACAAGAUACUGGAUUCUACCCUACUGAACCAUCUUUGGGUGAAUCUGAUGGAGAAAGCACCAACAGUGUAGCAAGCAGGUAUCCACCUGUUGCUGGUGGUGAAUUCGGAGGACUUGAGCCCCAGCCGACUGCCGGACAGCACGCCUCGGAGAGAUAUCCUACGAUAGAUGAGAUGGAACAGAAGGAUGAAAGAAAUACUUUGCCUACCAUGGCCCAUCCACAAGGAGAAAAAAGACCAAAGUCAGAGCCAGAGCCACUUAUUGAAUUGUGA
Candidozyma haemuli is the source of this 2286-nucleotide messenger RNA. It is a transcript of the gene VPS27, whose product is annotated as ESCRT-0 subunit protein. The record is from RefSeq and is a predicted model, not a curated record. Gene Ontology annotation, cellular component: ESCRT-0 complex. Gene Ontology annotation, molecular function: metal ion binding; phosphatidylinositol-3-phosphate binding; ubiquitin binding. Gene Ontology annotation, biological process: protein transport to vacuole involved in ubiquitin-dependent protein catabolic process via the multivesicular body sorting pathway; protein targeting to vacuole. The transcript has a single exon. NCBI's taxonomy places the organism in Eukaryota, Fungi, Ascomycota, Pichiomycetes, Serinales, Metschnikowiaceae. The coding region runs from base 1 to 2286 and encodes 761 amino acids.